AAAAGGAAAUUCCUUCCUUGAUCUCUCUCUUUUGUUUUUGUAACGCUCUUCAGCCUUUCUACACGUAUAAAUAAUGAGCCACUCUCCGGCGCAGUUCUUCGUCACUCUUCCCUUCCCGAAUCAGAGAGUGUGACCGAAGGAGAGACAGAGAAACCACUUCGAGACCUAGUGUGAGAUGUCGGACACAAAUAUGGAGGAUGUGAAGGUGCGGGAGAACACAGAAAAUACACUUGAAGGCCAGGUUGAUGUAGAAUUAUCUGUGGAUGACCCCCAACAUGUGGACAAGAACGAGGAAAAUCCGAUGCCCUCACACCAGCAAGAGGAAGAAAUAAUCAAGAAAAAGUAUGGAGGAAUGAUACCCAAAAAGCCUCCACUUAUAUCCAAGGACCAUGAACGUGCUUUCUUUGAUUCAGCUGAUUGGGCAUUGGGAAAGCAAGGAGCUCAGAAGCCCAAAGGACCGCUGGAGGCACUCCGGCCAAAAUUACAGCCCACACCGCAACAGCAAGUACGAUCUAGACGUUCUGCAUAUGCUCCAUCAGAGGACAGCGAAGACGGUGGCAGCAACAUAGCUAAUGCAGAGGAUCAGGAUGGCCAUGAGUAACUGCUGAGACAAAAGGCAAUAACAGGUCCUUUCUUCCGUAUCAAAGAAUAAGCAUGACAAAUGGCUGGUGCAUUGUUGUUGUAAAAUGGAAUAGACCUGGACUCUCUAUUGCUGAGAAUUAUGCAUUCUACUCGUGUCAAACUGUCGAUUGCCAGUGCAGUGUGCAUAGUUGUCUAAGCCAGAAAUAGUUUAUGUAUAAUGGAUAUUUCUCAGUUCAGUCUUGUUAUUCAACCGUUUUGUCCAUCUUAAAUUUGUUAUGCUAGGUUAGUACUUUUAAUUUUAGAAGGUAUUAUAACACUAGUUAACUAGUUUAAAAGCUAAACACCAGAUGACUAUUCAGUGACUCGGACAUCUUGCUUCGCCAUCUGAGAUGUGGAGAAAUUAGUCUCUUUUUGUGGUGACUGCUA
Messenger RNA from Macadamia integrifolia, 1008 nucleotides. RefSeq lists its product as uncharacterized. Lineage: Eukaryota; Viridiplantae; Streptophyta; Magnoliopsida; Proteales; Proteaceae. Gene Ontology annotation, molecular function: protein phosphatase inhibitor activity. The record is from RefSeq and is a predicted model, not a curated record. The transcript has 7 exons. Bases 176 to 601 code for a protein of 141 amino acids. Gene Ontology annotation, cellular component: cytoplasm.